Sparassis crispa is the source of this 1707-nucleotide messenger RNA. RefSeq names its product acetyl-CoA synthetase-like protein. Bases 1 to 1707 code for a protein of 568 amino acids. Gene Ontology annotation, molecular function: long-chain fatty acid-CoA ligase activity. Lineage: Eukaryota; Fungi; Basidiomycota; Agaricomycetes; Polyporales; Sparassidaceae. The record is from RefSeq and is a predicted model, not a curated record. Gene Ontology annotation, cellular component: endoplasmic reticulum; membrane. The transcript has 7 exons.
AUGGCCCUGUCUGACUUCAUCAUCACGGAUGACCUCACCGUUGUCCUAGGUCUCGUAGCCAUUUGCCUCUUUCUGCUGCAUAACCUUUACAAACCGCAGUCUCUGGUGCACCCUAUUCUCUUGGGCAGACAAAGUGAUGUUGCGCGUGUCAGGAACCCGGGAGAGAGUGCGACAUACAGGAACUACAGCACGGGAAUGAUGGGAAGGUUUCCAGCGAGGCCUACCAAAGACCAGCAUUGUAUUCUCGACCUCGUCCGUCCUGAUGCGGAUGCACCGCGAACACUGUGGUCUACGAAGAUCACGAAUCCUGAGCUUAGAGAACGAGUCUCGUCGUUUGCCAAUGGACUUGUUCGCUAUGCAGGCCUUGUUCCACAGGAGUCCAAUGUUCUCCUCCUGCUCAACGACAGCAUUGAAUUUAUCAUAUCCGAUCUUGCUCUUGCUUCGGCGUCGCUACCAUCCUUCUUGUUGACAUCUCUCAGACUGCUGUCUCCGCUACUGGAGUCGCACCCUCCGACUGCCAUCGUAACGCAUGCCGACAUGCUCCCCAGCUUGCUUGAGGUGAUAUAUGAUUCGCAUGAGAGCGGUCACCACACUAUCAUCGUUGUUGGAAACUUUGACAACAGCGUUGCAGCUUCAGUGGGGCACGUGAGGUUGCUUCGUUGGGAGUCUGUAGAACGCGAGGGUGCUCAAGGCGACAAACUGAUCCUCCCUGACCUUCAUCCGCAAGACAUCUUCUCUGUCUCUUUUUUCGAGGGUCUGUCGGGCGAGCUGGAAGGUACACAGCUUACUCACGAAAAUUUGACUGCUGGGGUGGCUUCUGUUCGGGCACUCCUUCCCCUCUCAAGUGCUAUGUCUCCGCUCGACACUCUCAUUUCAGCCUUUCCGCUGAACACUCCGUAUGGCCGAGCUGUAGCAUAUACAGCUAUCUAUGAAGGAACUAGUUUCGCCACGCUGGACAGCACGAAAUUGAUUAGCAGUGGAGGUGCAGCUGCAACGGCCCUUGCUGAUCUUGCAUCAGCGAACUCGUUCCCGAUACCAUCCCCUACAAUCUUGUUCAUCAAGCCUUCUCAUCUGAACAGUCUCUCUUCCGAGAUCAUCGAUAAAGCGAAGGCCUCGUCGCCUCUGCUAUACCAUCUAGGAUGGCGUCACAAGUUAUCCGGGAUUCUGGAAGGCUUCAUCACGAAACGGAGUCUCUGGGAUAGGCUUGUCUUUGAUAGUGCAAGAGUCAAUGUCAUGGAUAAAGGUGCAGGUACAGUGAGAGGUGUCAUCGUCGGCGGAGAACCUCUGGAAGCUCAAACCUUAGUGCUCUGCCGAAUUGCUCUGUCUGUUCCCCUCGUUAAUGCCUACAUCCACCCCCUGGUUACUGGUCCUGUCUUUGCCUCGCAUCCCCUCGAUCUGCAGACGUUCCCCUCUGCAGUUUCAUCCUCAUCAUCGGCAGCAGAUGCGUAUACCUUCUCGUAUCUUGCACCUGUCGGCCCUCCGUCUGUUAACGUGGAGGUCAAGCUCCGCGGCGUCGACGAUUCGGCCGUGGAGGCUGGAGCUGACCCUUGCGGUGCCUUAUUCGCUGCGGGUCCUGUCGUAGGGACACUGCUGCGUCUACAGGAUAACCAGGAUGAAUACGAACUGGGUUGGGUUGAGUUAGGUGAAAGGGCUAAAGUCGCCACCAAUGGGACAUUCAAAGUUGUGGAAGAUAAAGGCAGGAAGUAA